Messenger RNA from Amaranthus tricolor (Joseph's coat), 2114 nucleotides. RefSeq names its product glucose-1-phosphate adenylyltransferase large subunit, chloroplastic/amyloplastic. NCBI's taxonomy places the organism in Eukaryota, Viridiplantae, Streptophyta, Magnoliopsida, Caryophyllales, Amaranthaceae. The coding region runs from base 396 to 1973 and encodes 525 amino acids. The record is from RefSeq and is a predicted model, not a curated record. Gene Ontology annotation, biological process: glycogen biosynthetic process. Gene Ontology annotation, molecular function: glucose-1-phosphate adenylyltransferase activity. The transcript has 15 exons.
AGACCGGCUCUUAGAAAUUCGUGAAUCACUAAUCACACAUUCACAUUCCCACUGAAAUAGGCAACUUGUCCACUUGAUUCUGUACACAAACUCCAUUAAUAAAUUCACCCAAAAACCUUAGUCUGGAGUGCUAGCAGAAUUUCUCGUGUCAAGGUUUUCACCUCUUUUCUAAAAAAACCUCUAGUUUCCACAAUAUCUGGAAUUACCCUUUUAUUUUCCAUAACGUAUUUGAUUUUUAGAUCUAAUAAUCUUUUGCAUUUCAAGCAUCACCAUAUUCAAAUUAAUUUAAUUCAAUAAACGAUUAUUCAAAACCCUGAACCCACUUUCUAUUCUUGAAAAGAUUCUCUUUUAGCAUUUUAAAUUUGCUUAUUCCAUUUUGGCUAUAGGGAAAAACUAUGGAGUCAAGUGCAACAGCCAUGAAUGUCAAAACCAAUAUAACAGCAGCUGGAAAGAAACAAUUUUUAGGAGAGAAAAUCAAACAAAGUUUAAAGGGUAAAGAUCUAAGAGCUGUAUUUUCCAAGAAUUUAAGUGCAGAUAGCAAGGGAAGAAAGUUCAAUAAGCCUGGAAUUGCUUUCUCUGUUCUCACUUCUAAUUUCAAUCAAAGUGUCAAAGAGAAUUUGAAAUUUGAGCCAGCAUUGUUUGAAACUCCAAAAGCUGACCCCAAAAAUGUGGCUGCAAUUGUUUUAGGUGGUGGUGCUGGAACUCGUCUAUUUCCUCUUACAAGCAGGAGAGCUAAACCAGCAGUGCCAAUCGGAGGAUGUUACAGGCUCAUCGAUGUGCCUAUGAGCAAUUGCAUCAACAGUGGCAUUCGAAAGAUUUUUAUCCUUACACAAUUCAAUUCGUUCUCGUUAAAUCGUCAUCUUGCUCGGACAUAUAAUUUUGGAGAUGGUGUUAAUUUUGCGGAUGGCUUUGUGGAGGUUUUUGCUGCGACUCAAACGCCUGGAGAAGCAGGAAAGAGGUGGUUCCAGGGCACUGCUGACGCAGUGAGACAGUUUUUCUGGGUAUUUGAUGAUUCCAAGACCAAGGAUGUUGAGCAUAUCGUUAUUUUAUCUGGUGAUCAUCUUUACCGAAUGGAUUACAUGAAUUUUGUGCAGAAGCAUAUUGACACCAAUGCUGAUAUUACAGUUUCAUGUAUACCCAUGGAUGACAGCCGAGCAUCAGACUAUGGGUUGAUGAAGAUUGAUCACACUGGGCAGAUAGUCCAAUUUGCAGAAAAACCAAAGGGCUCUGAUCUUAAAGCAAUGCAAGUAGAUACAAUGGUUCUUGGGCUCUCCGACAUGGAAGCCAGGGCAAACCCGUAUAUUGCAUCAAUGGGUGUUUAUGUUUUUCGAACCGAUGUACUGAAGGAGCUUCUCAAUAGGAAAUACCCCUCGAGCAAUGAUUUUGGGUCUGAGAUUAUUCCAUCAGCUGUAGGAGAUUACAAUGUUCAGGCGUAUUUAUUCAAUGACUACUGGGAGGAUAUUGGGACAAUAAAAUCUUUCUUUGACGCUAAUUUGGCACUUACAGAACAGCCUCCUAAAUUUGAAUUUUAUGACCCAAAGACACCUUUUUAUACAUCUGCCAGAUUUCUGCCUCCUUCAAAGGUUGACAGAUGCAAGAUUGUCGAUUCCAUAGUAUCCCAUGGUUGUUUCAUUCAUGAUUGCGUCAUCCAACACUCCAUCGUCGGAGUUCGCUCAAGAUUGGAGUCCGGAGUCGAGUUUCAGGACACUAUGAUGAUGGGUGCUGAUUAUUAUCAAACCGAAUCCGAAAUCGCCUCUCUGCUUGCAGAAGGGAAGGUUCCUAUUGGUGUUGGACGAAACACAAAAAUUAGGAACUGCAUAAUUGACAAGAAUGCUAAAAUCGGAAAAGAUGUGGUAAUCGCAAAUACGGAUGGUGUUGAAGAAGCGGACAGACCAAACGAAGGCUUCUACAUCAGGUCAGGCAUAACCAUCAUAUUGAAGAACACAACCAUACAAGACGGUUUAAUAAUCUAGAUUUAGCCACUCAAACUUGUCGAGAUGAACUAAAUUAUGCAUAUUUAGUUUUCCACUUACAUAAACCACGAGUCCCUCGUGUGUGUAUAGAAUUAUAUCAUUAUAAUCAUUUGAGAAGCUAAGGGAGCAUUUUUUUUCCUA